AGCUUCACAUCCAGAGAGCCCAGGACUGAGAGUGGACUCUACUGCCUGUUUAAACUCUGUGCUCUGUGGAAGAGGAGAGGGGGCGGCGGGGAUUGUUUUCAAGUGAAUCGCUGGCAGAGAUACAUAGAAGGGAGAGGAGGGUCCCUGUGCUGACACAGCUACAGAGAAAAUCAGGUCCCGCCCACGUUGUGGUUCUGCAGCUGGACAAGAUGAUGAACUGCGGAUUAUUGACCGACAAGAAUGAACCAGUUCCUCUGAAGAGCAUAGUGGUGGAUCUGCAGGUUAAAGGUCAUGUAGCUACAGUGAGCUCCACUCUGCAGUAUGUAAAUGAAGAAGAGCGCCCCCUGGAGGCCCUGUUUGUCUUCCCCAUGCCUGCAGAAGCUGCUCUCUGCCACUUCAGUGCCAAGAUUGCUGACAAGGAGAUAGUGGCGAAGGUGCAGGAGAAACAGAAGGCGCGGGAGGAGUAUGAUGAUGCGAUUGCCUCAGGAGAUCAGGCCUUUCUGCUGGAGGAGAGUGACGAGAGUGAGGAUGUGUUCAAGCUGAGUGUGGGGAGUCUGCCUCCAGCCCAGAGUGCUGCUGUCACCUUCAUCUACGUCACUGAGCUCUCUGUGCAGGCUGACCACGCCCUGCGCUUCUGCCUGCCUGCAGUGCUCAACCCCCGCUACACACCACCAGGUACAGGUGGUGGUAUAGUGUCAGAGAUAACAUCAUCACCAGCAGGUGUUCCCUACUCUCUCUCUCUCACUGCCCAUGUGAGCUCUCCCAACCCCAUCACUAAAGUAGAGUCCAAAUGUCCUCUUGAGCCUCUGAUGUUCCUCAAUGCAGACCACACAAACGCAAAGGUGAGUCUGUCCGCAGGUCAUAUGUUUGACAGAGAUGUCGAGCUGUUCCUAUAUUAUCAGAACGCCCACCAGCCCACUGCUAUAGUGGAGGCAGGAGAGCCCACAGCACAGCCAGGAACUCUGAUGAGAGACCCUGUGGUCAUGCUAAGUUUGUACCCAGAGUUCCCUUCAGCGCUGAUGUCAUCUGUAACAUCUUGUGGUGAAUUUGUGUUCAUAAUGGACAGAUCUGGCAGUAUGGGCUGUCCGAUGCAUAAUGGAUCAGGUGCACAGAUGCGCAUUGAGAGUGCCAGGGACACUCUGCUCCUCCUGUUGAAGAGUCUCCCUCUGGGCUGCUUCUUCAAUAUCUACGGCUUUGGUUCACACUAUGAGUCCUACUUUCCGAAGAGUGUUGAAUACACUCAGGAGACAAUGGACCAGGCUGUGAAGAGAGUAAAGGAGAUGCAAGCAGACAUGGGUGGCACUGAGAUUCUGCAGCCUCUGAAACACAUCUACAGUCAGCAGUGCAUCCCUAACCAGCCCAGACAGGUGUUCAUGUUCACUGAUGGAGAGGUGUGGAACACCAACGAAGUUCUUUCCCUUGUGAGAAACAACGCUGAAUCUCACAGGUGCUUCUCGUUUGGGAUUGGUGAAGGUGCGAGCACCGCCCUCAUCGCAGGAAUGGCUCAGGAGGGAUGUGGCCACGCCCAGUUUAUCACAGGCACUGAUCGCAUGCAGCCCAAAGUAAUGCAGUCUCUCCGCUAUGCUCUACAGCCAGCUGUGGUUGAUAUUAGUGAAGAGUGGACGGUCCCAGUGGGCAUGUCCGCCACCCGCCUUAGCCCACCCAUUAACGCACUCUUCCAGGGUCAAAGGGCACUGAUUUACGCUCAGCUGAAAGGAGAGAGUCAGAGCUCAGACUCUGAGGGGACUGUAACAGUGAAGUACCGUCUAGCAGAUCAAGAAGUCACCAACACACUCAGCUACUCCCUCAAGCCUGCUGAGAAUACAGGACUGUCCAUCCACAGACUGGCUGCCCGCUCUCUGAUCCGCUCUCUGGAACGGGAGGAGCAGAAUGAGGGAGCUGAGAAAGAGGCUUUAAAGGCCAGAGUGGUGGAGCUCAGUGUGCAGGCUGGAGUGAGCAGCUCACACACAGCCUUCAUCGCCGUUCUUAAGGGCAGUGGAGAGGCUGUGACAGGACCACUGCUGAGGAGGAGAGUGCCUACAGCAGGGUUGUUUGGCAUGGGUCCACCAGUCGCAAUGGCAUGUUGUGCUCGUUUCCCUAGUGGUCCUGUACCAAUGAUGGCCAUGGCUGGUCCAAUGAUAGGCAUACCAGGUGGUGCUCCACCAAUGUUGGCCGACAUGGCUGCUCCUCAAAUUAUCCAGAUGGGUGGUUCUAAUAUAAUUAUGGCUGACAUGGAAGAGGAUUCUGAAGACCCUGGGGAAGCUGUUAAAGACCCCCUGCUGCAGCUCAUCUCCCUCCAGAAGGCUUCAGGCUGCUGGGAAAUGGACGGUGCACUGGCGGAGGUGUUUGGGAAGACAGAGGAAGAGGUGGUCAAGCAGACCCCCGCACAGGUGGAGAGGGGGUCUGGGCUACAAUUCUGGCUCUGAUCUGGUUACACGGAUUUAAGAUGGACGCUCAAGUUGAGUGGCAGUUUGUGGCCAUGAAAGCAGUGACAUGGAUCCGCAACCAGAAAGUGGUCAGUCUUUCUGAGAGUGUUCGUGUGGGUAAUGAUCUGCUGGGCUGCCAGGUUAAAGAAGAGGAUCUUGGACUCUGAAGUCUUCAUACAUUCUUUCUCUAAAGCUGCUGUGCCUAAUGCAGACUUCAGAAAUUCUAUAGCCUACGCCUCAUUUACUAAUGUUCACACUACCCCUGGUGUUUACUUUGAUUUUAGCAAAAUUAUCCAGUUUUACAUUAGCAUUUCUGUAAGUUUUUAUUACCCUUGCGUGUUUGAAUCAUUAUGCUAAAGGGCCUGUUUGUUUCAUCUCUGACUGAUCUGUGCCUUCUUGUCUUUGAACAACUUAGAUUUAAAGAUGUAUCAUAUGGAGCUGUUACGUGUAACUACUGGAGCAAACUGUAGAAGUCAUUUUAAUAAAUAUGCAACCUUCACUUCCACAAAUAAAAUUCUGUGCUGCUGAA
Molecule: messenger RNA, 2955 nt
Organism: Colossoma macropomum (tambaqui)
Lineage: Eukaryota; Metazoa; Chordata; Actinopteri; Characiformes; Serrasalmidae
Product: von Willebrand factor A domain-containing protein 5A-like
Exons: 23
Coding region: 210-2426 (738 amino acids)
Source: RefSeq, a predicted model, not a curated record